This is a messenger RNA of Haemonchus placei, 5349 nucleotides long. NCBI's taxonomy places the organism in Eukaryota, Metazoa, Nematoda, Chromadorea, Rhabditida, Trichostrongylidae. The record is from the annotation of a GenBank genome assembly.
AUGCUCCAGCAACCAGUUCCUGAACUGCGUAGCUUCCAAUCCCUUUCCAAAUAUGCGGGAGGUCCAAGAUCCGUUCUUGGUCGUCGUACAUCAAGUGUGCUUGCAACUCGUCGACCAUCUCAAACUGAUGCAUCAAUCCUUCGUCGAAUCGAAGAUGUGAAAGGCUUUUUCAUGUGGCGCAUGAGUAACCUAUGUGUACUUCAGCAAGGAACCUCCUACGAGCCAUCUGCAUCUCGAUGGGAUAAACAGGUGGAAUGGGGAGAAGAGGAACGCAUCGAGGAUCUGGAUGAUCUACCAUAUCCUGGAUUCACAGAGCCGGCUCUUCGAUGUCUGAGACAGGCGCAACCUCCCCGUUCUUGGGCCCUUACAUUAGUAAUGAGUCCAUGGUUUGACAGAGUCACGAUGUGCGUCAUCCUCAUCAACUGUAUCACAUUAGGAAUGUAUCGGCCGUGCGACGACGGGCCUGACUGCAACACAUAUCGUUGUAAUAUCCUCGCCUUAAUUGAUCACGCCAUAUUUGCAUAUUUCGCUGCGGAAAUGGUUGUGAAAAUCGUUGCACUCGGUUUCACCGGUCCUGCCGCUUACCUUUCGGAUACAUGGAAUCGUCUCGAUUUCUUUAUUGUGAUGGCAGGGAUCGCCGAAUUCUUGUUACAAGAAUAUCUUGGCGGUAAUAUCAAUCUAACUGCAAUACGAACGGUACGAGUACUGCGACCACUUCGAGCAGUGAAUCGGAUACCUUCGAUGAGGAUUCUGGUGAAUCUCCUCCUCGACACACUGCCCAUGUUGGGAAAUGUUUUGCUGUUAUGUUUCUUUGUGUUUUUCAUUUUUGGAAUUGUUGGAGUUCAGCUAUGGGCGGGUCUAUUGCGAAACCGAUGUGUUAUCAAUUUACCAAAAACUAUAUCCGAAAAUCAAACCGCACUAUUCAAUGAUGUUAAACUAACCAGAUUCUAUAUUCCCGAGGAUACCUCGUUAGAAUACAUAUGUAGUCAUGCAGAUGCAAACGGGUUGCACACCUGCUCCAAUCUUCCACCAUAUACUGUGGAUGGAGUGAAGUGUAAUUUAACUAUUGAUGAUUAUGAUAAAGUUAGUGAUAAAGCGUGUAUCAACUGGAAUAUCUACUACAACGAGUGUCAGGUUAUGCAACGGAACCCUUUCCAAGGCUCAGUGUCAUUUGAUAAUAUAGGAUUCGCAUGGGUAGCGAUUUUUCUUGUGAUAUCGCUGGAGGGAUGGACAGAUAUCAUGUACUAUGUCCAAGACGCCCAUUCUUUUUGGAAUUGGAUCUAUUUUGUUCUACUAAUAGUUAUAGGUGCUUUCUUCAUGAUUAACUUGUGCCUUGUCGUAAUAGCAACACAAUUCGCUGAGACAAAGCGACGCGAAACAGAACGAAUGCUACAAGAACGAAAGCGUCUACAGAAUCGGAGCCCAGAUUCCAUAUCUGGAAGUGGCAGUGAUGCUGGUGGCACCUCGUCUAAGGAAGAAGGAGGAGAUACUGUAUAUGCAGCCAUUGUUCGUUUCAUUGGCCACACAUUCCGAAAAACGAAACGGGCUGUUAAGAGGAAAUUUACCGCCUAUAUGAAAGAAAGAAGAGAGAAGAAAAAGACAGAGGCAAAGGAACGACGGAAAUCAAAAUUAGACGACAUGGCGACGUUGUCCAGAAUUGAAGAGCUUUCAGAAGUUGAACCCACGGGCGAAUACGAAACAGCAGGCACUGAAGAGAAGCGCACAAAAAGAAGGCGGUCACGACGAGUAACCAUUGGUGAAGAGCAGGAUAAAAUUGGAAACGGUACUUUCAAUUUUAGUAAAACAAUGACCACUGUACUGAGGAUAAAAAUCGGUCGGGACGAAAAGAUUCUGAUAUGUUACGUUAAGGUUCUGAAGAAGCAGUCGCACGCAUCGUCUCGAUGGCGGUGGUUUCGUGCAAAAGUCCGUCGUUUCGUCGUUUGCGAUCAUUUUACUCGAGGAAUUCUGGUGGCCAUUCUGGUGAACACGUUGAGCAUGGGUGUUGAGUAUCACCAGCAGCCAGAAAUUCUCACUAUCAUUCUGGAAUACUCCAAUCUAUUCUUUACGGGCCUCUUUGCAUUCGAAAUGCUUCUGAAGAUUCUUGCCGAUGGUUUAUUUGGAUAUCUGUCAGAUGGCUUCAACCUUUUUGAUGGCGGAAUCGUGGCGCUCAGCGUGCUGGAGUUAUUUCAAGAGGGCAAAGGAGGGCUGUCGGUGCUUCGCACGUUCCGACUGUUGCGAAUCCUUAAACUCGUCCGGUUUAUGCCGGCACUUCGCUAUCAGCUAGUCGUGAUGUUAAGGACUAUGGAUAAUGUUACUGUAUUCUUUGGCCUACUUGUGCUAUUCAUUUUCAUCUUCAGUAUCCUUGGCAUGAAUUUAUUCGGGUGUAAAUUCUGCAAGGUGGAAGAACGCUUUCUCGGAGGUACAUCGAAGAAAUGCGAACGGAAAAAUUUCGACACACUCCUAUGGGCGCUCAUAACUGUUUUCCAAGUGAGAAUGGUGCUUUUUGGUUACAAGUUCUGUGUACACGACGAAACAGGAUUACAAUGUACGUGCAAGCAGAUAUACAACAAAGAGUGUACUUGUGAUCGCAUGAACUUCGACACAUUUCCUCAUGCCACUCUCACAGUUUUCCAGAUUCUUACUCAAGAAGACUGGAAUAUGGUGUUAUUCAAUGGGAUGGCACAAACAAAUCCUUGGGCUGCUCUCUACUUUGUGGCUCUAAUGACCUUCGGAAACUAUGUGCUAUUCAAUUUACUAGUAGCCAUUUUGGUUGAAGGGUUCCAAGAAAGCAAGGAGGAAGAGAAACGGCAGCAGGAAGAGGAUGCGAAGAAAAAAGCUCAAGAGGAAGAGGAUGAGCGAAAGAAGGAGCUGGAACUUCUUCUGGCAAGAUCCACAUCACCCGCAUUCCUAAAUGGAACUCAAGGAGCUGAUUGCACUUGUGUGCCAAAGCCUUUGGUCCCAUUAAGGGAAGAUAAUCAGGUGAGUAUCCGGUUGAUACAUAUCAAAAGUUUUGUAUUAAGGGGUCAAAGCUUCAGUCUGAAUCGACAUACCUCGCUCGUGCUUUGUGGGCAGAACGGUGGUCCAACUCAUCGUCAACGUAUUCACAGUUGGAGUGGGCUAUGCCAGCAAUUCAAUCCUAAUUGUCCGAUCCAUGGAAGGAGAGCGUUGCUUGAAACUUAUGCUCUUACAUUGCAUUUAACAAUUUAUACAACACCAGUUUCAUUUUUAUGCCUGCAAUUGACUCAGAAGAAAUGGUUCGAUUAUUCAAUCUUAGUCUUUAUCGGUAUUAAUUGCAUAACUCUUGCAAUGGAACGUCCUUCUAUACCACCCCAAAGCCUUGAAAGAAAAUUUUUGACGUUUUCUGGAUAUGUGUUUACAAUAAUAUUCACGCUUGAAAUGGCCAUGAAGGUGAUCGCCAAUGGUUGUGUGCUCGGUCGAGGUGCUUAUUUCAAGGACGGUUGGAAUAUUCUGGAUGGAAUAUUGGUGAUCAUUUCGUUGGUGAACGUCUUAUUUGAAUUGUUCGCCACUGGAGAUUCGCCGAAGAUCUUUGGCGUAAUUCGUGUCUUACGAUUACUUCGAGCACUUCGGCCAUUGCGAGUUAUUAAUCGUGCACCGGGUGUCAAACUCGUUGUCAUGACUCUCAUAUCAAGCUUAAAACCCAUCGGAAAUAUUGUGCUCAUCUGCUGCACUUUCUUUAUCAUCUUUGGAAUUCUUGGUGUACAACUUUUCAAGGGCAUGAUGUUUCACUGCGUUGGACCGGAUAUAGCCAAUGUAACCAACAGAGCAGACUGUCUUGAAGAUCCUCGGAAUAAAUGGGUGAACCAUCGGUAUAAUUUCGAUAAUUUGGGGCAGGCCCUGAUGUCACUCUUUGUGUUAUCGAGUAAGGAUGGUUGGGUUUCAAUUAUGUAUCAAGGGAUCGAUGCAGUGGGAGUGGAUAUACAGCCGAUCGAGAACUACAAUGAAUGGCGAAUGAUCUAUUUCAUUUCAUUUCUACUGCUUGUCGGAUUUUUCGUUCUUAACAUGUUCGUCGGAGUCGUAGUUGAGAACUUCCAUAAAUGUAAAGAAGCCCUUGAAAAGGAAAUGCGUGAGAAAGCCCGAGAAAAAAGGCUCCAACGUAAGCUGAAACGUCAGAAGUAUGAAGAGAGCGUGGCAGGAAGAAAAAAGAAAGUGAAGAAAAACCAGCCCUACUGGCACAACUAUGGAACAACGAGGAUGUUCCUGAACGGUGUUGUAACGUCUAAAUACUUUGAUCUCGCCAUUGCGGCCGUUAUCGGUAUCAAUGUAAUAUCAAUGGCAAUGGAGUUCUACAUGAUGCCGCCUGGAUUGAAGUAUGUUCUGAAAGCUCUGAACUACUUCUUCACAGCUGUAUUCACACUGGAAGCAGCCAUGAAACUCGCUGCUCUUGGAAUCAGACGGUUUUUCUGCGAAGCCUGGAAUCGUCUCGAUAUGUUCAUCGUCUUUCUAUCAGUGGCCGGCAUCAUUUUUGAAGAGUUUGAAGCAUUAGAACUUCCGAUAAAUCCAACUAUUAUUCGCGUGAUGAGAGUGCUGAGAAUCGCGAGAGUGCUGAAAUUGCUCAAAAUGGCCAAGGGAAUACGAUCCCUCCUGGAUACGGUCGGAGAAGCUCUGCCACAGGUUGGAAAUCUUGGAUCGCUUUUCUUCUUGUUGUUUUUCAUUUUUGCCGCCCUUGGAGUAGAGCUUUUCGGAAAGCUUGAGUGCUCAGAAGAUCACCCGUGCGAUGGCUUGGGAGAGCAUGCACAUUUCAAAAAUUUCGGUAUGGCUUUCCUAACGCUCUUUCGAAUCGCCACUGGUGACAACUGGAACGGCAUCAUGAAGGACGCUCUUCGAGAUGAUUGUGACUCGUCAGAACGUUGCGAGACUAAUUGCUGUGUGGAUCCCAUUCUGGCACCGUGCUUUUUCGUCAUAUUCGUCUUGAUUUCACAGUUUGUAUUGGUGAACGUUGUCGUUGCUGUGCUCAUGAAACACCUGGAAGAGAGUAAUAAACGUGACGCAGAAACGAACGAUGGUCAUGAUGGAGGAACAGGUACUGGCAGUUCAUGGGGUUCUGUGGUACAACAUACGCUAAUCCACACAUUGUUUAUUUACACAUUUCCAGGUGCAGAUCCCGCAAAGGAUACAGACAUCGACGAAGGGCCCGUUGAAAAGGAGAUUUCGAUAAAUACACUUGAGCAAGAACUUAUCGAAGUGGAACAUCGAAUAGAAGAAGAAAUUCGGCGACGGGAAAGUACGUGUCAUGGCCAUUUAGAAGCUGAACUCCAACCUCUUUACGUCAACAGCGAUACAUAUAGAGGUACAAAUAUCUAUAAAAUCAUUUCUACAAACGUUUUUUGA